Molecule: messenger RNA, 291 nt
Organism: Penicillium subrubescens
Lineage: Eukaryota; Fungi; Ascomycota; Eurotiomycetes; Eurotiales; Aspergillaceae
Exons: 1
Coding region: 1-291 (96 amino acids)
Source: RefSeq, a predicted model, not a curated record
AUGCGUACGGGUAAGAUCGGCCUACGGGCCUACCUUCACGCCAUCAACAAGGCCGAUACAGAUCAAUGUCCGUGUGGCUAUGGACCACAGACGGUACAACACAUCCUGCUCGACUGCCGGAACUGGGUGGAAGAACGACAACGAAUGUGGGCAGGCAAGUCUCCAUGCAUUGACAUCAAGCGCAUUCUCUGUAACCCGCCAAUGGCAGUACAAGCAGCCAAGAUGAUCUUGAGGACGGGACUGCUAGGACAAUUCCAGGCAGUCCCGUCCACGGUACUCAAAUACACAUAG